Molecule: messenger RNA, 1977 nt
Organism: Myotis davidii
Lineage: Eukaryota; Metazoa; Chordata; Mammalia; Chiroptera; Vespertilionidae
Exons: 5
Coding region: 629-1318 (229 amino acids)
Source: RefSeq, a predicted model, not a curated record
CUGUGUUCCUGGAUGCUCACCCGGCGAGUGUGGACAGUGGGCGGGUGUUCCUGGAUGCUCACCCGGCGAGUGUGGAGAAUGGGUGGCGGUUCUUGGAUGCUGACCCGGCGAGAGUGGGUAACGGGUGGCGGUUCUUGGAUGCUGACCCGGCGAGAGUGGGUAACGGGUGGCGGUUCUUGGGUGCUGACCGGGCUAGAGUGGAGAAUGGGUGGAGGGUCUUGGGCACUUAGCCUGGAGGUGUUGGGCAAAGGGUCUGAAGUCUCAUCUUGAGUGUCACUUUCGGGAUCUUCUGUAAGGACAUCUGCCUGCUUGCUCUGUUGGCCAGAUUGGGACUUGUGGGACAUGUGGUGGUAGAGGGCCAAGCCAGUCCCUAGAUGCACUCAACAGUCUGCCAACUGCCUCCGACCUUCUUUCCCGGCACCUCGGUGGCCACCGGAAGUCUGCUGGCCUCUCUCUGGGGUUCAGGCUCUGUCCCUUGGCCUUUUGAUCUCUCUGUCCUUUCUUCAGUGUUUCUUGGUCUCUCCUACUGUCCUCAGGCAGGCCUCAGGGCUCCCGGCUGGCCCGAAGCUGGGGUUGUGGGGAGGUUCCGUGACAGUUGGAGAGGUUCCAGGAAGUUGGGACAUUGGCCAUGGAUACACCCUGCACAGUGGACCUGUCGGACCCAAACUACUCCUGGGAGGAGGACAGAAAGUACAUCCUGCGGGGAUGGGCCCUGGUCUUCAGCACCCUCACGACCCUGAUGGUGCUCAGCGCGGUGGAUGGGCGGAUGGCCUACCUGGAGGGCUCCUACUCUGGCUACAUGGGCUUCUGGAUCAACUGCAAGAAGUACAAAUGCUCCAACGUGGGCCAAGUCACUGUUCUCAUCCACAUGAGCAUGGGCUUCAUGAUGCUGGCCUUGACCAUUUGUCUCAUCCUGGUCACCACCAUGGCCCUCUCCUUCUGGCCCGUCUUCCGCCGCCUGAACAAGACCGACCUUGUCUUCAGUUUACUCAGCUUCAGCAUUGGGUUCCUGGUUAUCCUCAGCAUGACGCUCUUUGUAGCCAACUGCCAGGCCCUGAGACCAAAGCCACGUAUUUCGUACCUGUUUACCUCCUACCUAUGCUGGGGAAGCGGCGCCUUGAUACUGUGGACAGGAGUCCUGAACUACUUAAACUACGCGGGCAUGUGGAGCCAGGCGUCGUUCAGCUGGGACCGGCGGGUGAGCUACUGGCGGUGGGCCUCGCGGCUCAGUUCUGUGAGGAACAUGUCCAGACAGUCAGACUCAGACCGCAAGUCCAGUUCGCUCCCGGGCCAGGGGAUCCCCGCCAAGCCUCCCUAAGCCAUGGUUGCUCAGGACACGGACGGGUACCUGGGCCCGGGGGCGGGGAUCAGACCCGCCUCCCUAAGAACAUGCCUCGCCCUCCGAGGGCUGCUGACAAAGCCGGGACCCUCCAGCUUGGGCCCACCCUUUGCGGCUCUGUUCCCGUCCAGAGUCCUCCCCUGGUCCCCAUCCCAGAAGUCAGACACUGCCCCCUUCCGCUCUGCACGCAGCUCCUGCCACGGGGCCAGUGGGUGUGGAUCUGCCCCCAUCCUAGCGUGGCCCCGCCCCAAUCCCAGACAGGCCACGCCCAGAUCCUACCUAGGCCGCGCCCCAUCCCAGAUAGGCCACACCCCAAUCCCAGAUAGGCCACGCCCAGAUCGUAACUAGGCCCGCCCCCACCCCAGACAGGCCACACCCCAUAUCCUAGCUAGGCCCCGCCCCGAUCCCAGAUAGGCCACGCCCCCGUCAUUGCUAGGCCAUACCCCAAAGCCACCCUUCAUCCUCGGAACUCCUCCCCCUCCGAGGGCCAGCCCCGCCCCUGGAUGCCUCAUCUUGCCCCUGGGCGGACACGACCCCCACCCAGCUUUUGCUGUCGCCCCUCCCCAGGAAGGCAUGGCUUGCCGCAGCGUCCCUCGCCCACCUUCCUGGCUUCUGCGCCACAAUAAAAUGUGGGCACU